UGGACAUUACAAAUAACCGAUUUGAUAGAAAUUUAAAGAAGGAUUACUAUAGUGUUUUACCUGGUUAAGAAUGGAUGUUGUAAAAUUAGGAAGCAUUAUUUUAUGUGUUUAUUUCUGUACUUGCAACUUGGGUUUCUGUAAGGUUAUUAAUGACAAAACUCCUGAUGGAUCCUCCGGCAGUUCAGAAUCUUUCGGUUCCCUAUCCAGGUUAGAUAAUUUAACAGCGGACCUGUUAGCUGAUUAUGGACCUAAUGUCCGACCAGUCUGUCCCGGACAAGAAACAAUUCCUGUUACUGUUGAUCUUGCAGUCAGACAGCUUAUAACACUGAACGAACCAGAACAGACAGUGCAGUUUAACGUAUGGAUGCGAUUGGGCUGGGUGGACUGUCAUCUGAAGUGGAACCCGGACGAUUAUAACGGAACAAAGUCUGUAGUAUUACCUAUAGAUCUCAUCUGGAAACCGGAUAUUACACUUUAUGAAAGUAUUUCGGAGGAAUUCUACGGUUUUGAGAAGUUCAGAGCUCAUAUCUACGCCGAUGGCCAUGUUACUUACAACUUUCCCUCCAAAAUAGAAGCAUUAUGUCCAGUUUCAGUGGCCAAAUUUCCUUAUGAUAGCCAAAUAUGUUCUCUGAUGUUCGGUUCAUGGUCAUAUAACGGGUUUGAACUUGAUGUCUCAACCAAGCAUGGUGCAGGAGAUCUAUCCUCAGUAAAAGAGAAUGUAGAAUGGAUCAUUGAAAAAAUACCAGCCGUCAGACACGAACUUUAUUAUGGUUGUUGUCCGGAACCGUAUCCUGAUGUUACAUUUUAUAUCAAUCUAAAGAGGAAACCAGGCUAUUACGUCACAAAUAUACUGAUACCCUCCUUACUGGUUACAUUGGUAGCAGGGCUAGGAUUUUUCCUACCAGCUGACUCUGGAGAGAAAGUGGGUUUAGAAUUGACCGUGAUGUUAGCAAUGUCUGUAUUCCAGUUAUUGAUAGCGGACCAUUUACCCCCAUCUGCUGACGAAACACCUUGGAUAUCCUCAUUUUUCAGUUUUACAAUGAUCUUAUCUGGUGGUUCUUCAUGUUGGCAAGUAUUGGUAUUGAAUUUACAUCAUCGAGGUGACAGACCAAUGCCAGAUUGGUUAAAAUUUUAUGUAUUGAAACUGCUUGGUAGACUAACAUAUGUAGAUGUUCCGAGAGUAAAACCCGUUUACGUAACAGAAUCUCAACCGAAAUGUGAUAAAUCAUUGGCCAAAAUAUUUAACAUUCUGGACAAGAAUAGAAAAUACAAAGAGGAAGAACUGGGAAACACCUCGUCUAUAAGUCUAUCGGAACAAGAAACCGAGAUUGCAGAAAACUCAGAAUUAUGGAUUAGUCUCGCCUUAAUGGUGGACAGAAUUGGAAUGAUGGUGUUCUUUUUAAGUUUAAGCAUUGGAUGUGGUUAUAUUUUUAAUAGAAUUCAGUCAGUUGAAUGAUUCUUUUUUAUGACACGUGACUGCUUAUUGGCGGUAUUACUGUAUUUUACACUGAGCCAGAAUAUUAAUGCAUCAUUGUUUUCCUUUAUACUAUUGUGAUGUUACUGAAAAGAUAAAUGUACUAUAGUCUUUCUUGUUUGAUUCUUUAACAGUCUUUUAAUUGUUAUAUUAAAUAUUUUAACUUA
Messenger RNA from Mytilus californianus (California mussel), 1641 nucleotides. Its product is annotated as neuronal acetylcholine receptor subunit alpha-10-like. Bases 71 to 1456 code for a protein of 461 amino acids. The record is from RefSeq and is a predicted model, not a curated record. The transcript has 8 exons. Gene Ontology annotation, molecular function: neurotransmitter receptor activity; transmembrane signaling receptor activity; extracellular ligand-gated monoatomic ion channel activity. Gene Ontology annotation, biological process: monoatomic ion transmembrane transport; nervous system process; chemical synaptic transmission. Gene Ontology annotation, cellular component: membrane; neuron projection; synapse. NCBI's taxonomy places the organism in Eukaryota, Metazoa, Mollusca, Bivalvia, Mytilida, Mytilidae.